This is a messenger RNA of Echinococcus granulosus, 420 nucleotides long. Its product is annotated as Protein Red. The record is from RefSeq and is a predicted model, not a curated record. Gene Ontology annotation, biological process: mRNA splicing, via spliceosome. The transcript has a single exon. Gene Ontology annotation, cellular component: nucleus. Bases 1 to 420 code for a protein of 139 amino acids. NCBI's taxonomy places the organism in Eukaryota, Metazoa, Platyhelminthes, Cestoda, Cyclophyllidea, Taeniidae.
AUGCAUUUGGAGCGUCUGCUGAAGAAGUCGGAGAUCUCGGGUUAUGACGAGUGCUACCCGGGUUUCGCAGAGUCCUACGACGCCAUGGGUGACUCGGACGAGGAGACGGACUUCAGCAAGAUGGAUAUGGGUAAUAAGAAGGGCCCAGUGGGGCGGUGGGACUUUGAGACGCAAGAGGAGUAUGGUGACUACAUGUCAAGUCUAGAGGCGAUGCCGAGGGCGGCCUACCAGUAUGGUGUGAAGAAGCCAGAGGGGCGCAAAACGCGUCGAUUGGGAGGUGGCGGAGGCCCCGGUGGCAGCCAAAAGAACGAGCGCGCCGAGGUGGACCGUCAGCUGCAGCAGAUCACGUCUCUAAUCAACAAACGCAAGCAGAUGGCCCAGGAGGCUGGCGAUGCCACUGCAAAGCGAAUCAAGUAUUGA